Messenger RNA from Tuber melanosporum (Perigord truffle), 659 nucleotides. RefSeq lists its product as uncharacterized. The record is from RefSeq and is a predicted model, not a curated record. The transcript has a single exon. NCBI's taxonomy places the organism in Eukaryota, Fungi, Ascomycota, Pezizomycetes, Pezizales, Tuberaceae. The coding region runs from base 1 to 333 and encodes 110 amino acids.
AUGUGCCGAUUUCGUAAAUUGGUGCCGGUAGCUGCAAUAUCUCAUUACGACCCUUUGUGGUAUCAUACCCUCUCGCCCGCAUUUGUCUGCUACAUUAGGGUUGAUAUCUCUUCGGUGUAUCAUAGUAUAAUCAGCAAUUUCACAAUCCCCUCGUGGCCAAUUUCAGCGGCACGGGAGAGCCGUGUUCUGCCAUCUUCGUCUAUUAUGUUAGGGUUGACGUCUUUACAACCUAGUGGCAACCUCACUAGUUCUCCAAGACCUCCGAGAGUCAUAAGGGGGAGGGCGCUCCUAGCGUGUCGAUUCGCUACGUUGGGGUUGGCAUCUUACCGAUGAAGUAGCAAACUUCACUGUUACUUUAUGGCCCUUUAGAGCAGCAUGAGAGAGAAGUAUCUGCCCCCUUUUGUCUGCUAAAUUAAGGUUGACAUAUCGUCAGCAGAAUAGUAGCUUCGCGAUCCCCUCACGGCCAUUUCCAGAAUGACAGAGCGCUGUUCGGCCAUCUUGUCUAUGGUGUUGGGGUUCACUUCUUGCUGGCCGAGAGUGGCUUCACCAUUUCCUCCCGUCUAGAGUGAGCAGCGUAAAAGAGGGGGGGUCCGGCCGUAUACGUCUUUCCUAUUGGUUUGACAUCUCGUUGGUCUAGGAGUAAUUUCACUGUUUCCUCA